CAGAGACAUCAGAUUUAUUUUAGACUAUUUGUGGUUAGCCAGACAUGAAUAAUAAUGAUAAGCAAAGAAUAAAAGCACCGAAGGCGUCCAUUUUUUAGAUUUGUUAAGCAAACACUAUUUUGUGGUAGACACCCUUUUGCGAUGUGUGAGGGUGAUUGAAUUUACAUAUAUAACCUAAUUGAUGCAGUCGCCAAUUCUCAUAUGCCCAUUAAUCCCAUAUAGCCAUUUACUACCAAUCAGAUGUUCUCAUGCACUCGACUCCUCCGACCGACCAACAAUUGGUUCUCCACUCUUCCCAAAACCCUAUAACCUACUUCACGGCCCCGAAACCAGCCUCUAAAGAAAACCCGAUUCCUUACAUUGUCAAAAAAUGCAUUGCCCUUUUGCAAAUUUGUGCCUCGUCCAAAUACAAACUACAACAGAUCCAUGCUUUUUCCAUCAGGCAUGGUGUCCUACCCAACAACCCAGACAUGGGCAAGCACCUUAUAUAUUCUAUUGUGUCAGUUUCAGCCCCCAUGACUUAUGCUCACAAUAUCUUUACCCUGAUCCAAAACCCAAACAUUUUCACUUGGAAUACUAUGAUUAGAGGCCACGCUGAGAGUGAAAAUCCAAAACCAGCUAUUGAGUUGUAUCACCGCUUGCAUUUCAAUUCCAUUGAACCCGAUACACACACUUACCCUUUCCUUUUAAAGGCUGUCUCUAAAAUGGUGAAUGUUAGAGUAGGUGAAAAGAUACAUUCCAUUAGUAUAAGAAAUGGGUUUGAGUCACUAGUGUUUGUUCAAAACAGUUUGAUGCAUAUGUAUGCUGCUUGUGGGCAAUACGAGAGUGCACACAAGUUGUUUGAGUUUAUGCUUGAUAGAGAUCUUGUAGCAUGGAAUACAGUGAUUAGUGGGUUUGCUCUUAAUGGGAAACCCAAUGAAGCUUUAAAACUUUAUAUGGAAAUGGGUUUAGAGGGUGUUGAGCCAGAUGGGUUCACUCUGGUUAGCUUGCUGUCUGCUUGUGCUGAGCUCGGUGCUUUGGCCUUGGGUAGGAGGAUUCAUGCUUAUAUGGUUAAAGUUGGGUUGGAUGAGAAUUUACAUGCCAAUAAUUCCCUUAUAGACCUUUAUGCAAAGUGUGGACGCAUUAGAGAUGCACAGCAGGUAUUUGAUGAGAUGGAGUUGAGAAAUGUGGUUUCUUGGACUUCUUUAAUUGUUGGAUUGGCUGUUAAUGGGUUUGGAAUGGAAGCAAUUGAGCAUUUUAAGGAGAUGGAGAAACAAGGACUGGUGCCAAGUGAGAUUACUUUUGUCGGUGUCUUAUAUGCUUGUAGUCAUUGUGGGAUGGUAAAUGAGGGGUUCAAUUACUUCAAAAGGAUGAAAGAAGAAUAUAAUAUAAUGCCUAGAAUGGAACAUUAUGGAUGUAUGGUUGAUUUGUUUGGUAGAGCUGGCUUGGUGAUCGAUGCAUACAAAUAUAUUCAGAAUAUGCCAUUGCAGGCUAAUGCUGUCAUUUGGAGGACCUUGCUAGGGGCAUGCACGAUACACGGGCAUUUGGCUUUAGGAGAGAUUGCAAGAGCCCAACUAUUGCUGUUAGAGCCUAAACAUUGUGGAGACUAUGUGCUACUCUCCAAUCUUUAUGCAUCGGAGCAACGCUGGUCAGAUGUGCAUAAUCUGAGAAGGACCAUGCUUCAUAAAGGAAUAAGAAAAACUCCAGGGCAUAGCCUAGUCGAGCUUGGAAAUCUUGUUCAUGAAUUUGUUAUGGACGAUAGGACUCACCCUCAAAGCGAGGCAAUAUACAGGAUGUUGGUAGAGAUCUCAAAGAAGCUGAAAUUGGAAGGUUAUGUGCCUUGCACAUCAAACGUGCUUGCAGAUAUAGAGGAUGAAGAAAAGGAAAAUGCCUUGAUUUAUCACAGCGAGAAGAUUGCAGUCGCGUAUAUGCUUAUCAAUACACCUCCUGGAACCCCAAUCAGGGUUGUCAAGAAUUUGAGAAUAUGUGCCGAUUGUCAUUUGGCAAUCAAACUCAUAUCAAAGAUUUACAAUAGAGAAAUUGUUGUGAGAGAUCCUAGUCGAUUUCAUCAUUUUAGAGAUGGUUCUUGUUCAUGUAAAGAUUAUUGGUAAAAUUGAGUGAUUUAAGAGCACUCCAAAACCAGGUUUAUUAACUUUACAGUUAUUUAAGAAAAAUAAAGUUCUUAACAUCAGAUUUUACAUAAGGAUAAUCCUUCUUUUUGCAGAUUCAAAAUCUGUCUAAUUGUCAAAUAAUUUAUGCACUUUCUUAAGAACUGAAAGUGCAAGUUUCUUUGAGAGAUCAUAAAAGAUGUGUAUGAUUUCCAGGAUAUGAAGCAAUUCAAAGGCAGAAUACAAAGCGCAAUACUUCCUUUUACGACUUGUAUGUUGUUGAUGAGCAGUUAGAGCAAGCAGUGAUCAAUUUGGUCAGAAAUACUGAUGCAGCAUCGCGAAGAUCUUCUCAUUUGUUUUUGACUAGUAGAUAAAUGAAAAGCUUUUAUCGUGGAGACUGAACUCAAGAUUUGUACACAUAAUUAAUUUUCUCAACUGUAUUUGUAUUCUGCAUUGAAAGAUGAUAACUACAGAAACUAAAGUGUAGAUUACAAUUAAAA
Molecule: messenger RNA, 2587 nt
Organism: Ricinus communis (castor bean)
Lineage: Eukaryota; Viridiplantae; Streptophyta; Magnoliopsida; Malpighiales; Euphorbiaceae
Product: pentatricopeptide repeat-containing protein At4g21065
Exons: 1
Coding region: 249-2090 (613 amino acids)
Biological process (GO): RNA modification
Molecular function (GO): zinc ion binding; protein binding; RNA binding
Source: RefSeq, a predicted model, not a curated record